Molecule: messenger RNA, 642 nt
Organism: Closterium sp. Yama58-4
Lineage: Eukaryota; Viridiplantae; Streptophyta; Zygnematophyceae; Desmidiales; Closteriaceae
Source: the annotation of a GenBank genome assembly
AUGAGAUCUGCACGCCCCUCUGCCCUCAUCGGCACGGCAUCAAUCCCCAUCCCAUGCCAUGCGCCCUCUCCUCCCCACCCUGCACUGCACUGCAGCACGCCCCAGGACUCCCCCACCGCUCGCUCCCUCUGCACCCCACCCAUGCUGCUCACAGGGGCCGACCAGCAGGCCCCAGGAGGAGCACGAGUGCCGGUGGUGGCAGCGGUGGCGGAGGCGGCCUGUCUGCUGCGCCUGCUGUCGCUGCGCCGCGCGCACAUGGCACAUGCCCUCGCCACCGCGCCCUUCCCGCCCCGGUACAUGGUGGAGAUGGCGGGGGAGGGCGCCUUCAAGGUCAAGUGGGCCAACGGGGCCACGCUCACCCUCACCGCCUGCAACGACUGGCCAAUGCCGGGCGGCCACCUGGCAGUGGCUGACGUGGAGCUGCCUCACACAGAGCAGUCAGGCGAGGAGAGGCAGCAGCUUCUCUCGCUGCUCUCCACCGCCGUGCUCAUUGCUCUCCUUCCCCCUCCCCCUGCGCCAUGGCAGGGCGACGCGCAGCAGCAGGACGGCGCACCUCCACCCCCGUCAGCCCUGGGCGGUGUGAUAGCAGCGGCAGGGGCAUGCCUGCGCAAGGCCAUGAUGGUGACGCUCAAGACCACUUGA